CGUCUUAGUUCCUCACACACCACCUAAAAACAAAGACUAACAAUCAUAAUCCAGCAAAAAAAGAAAAAAAAUGUCACUCAAAGUUAGCAACAUACUCUUUUGCCUGGUGUUAGUGAAUACUGCCGCGGCCCAAUACUCACCGGGCGACUGCACAAUGGCGCUUGUGAGCCUAUCGCCGUGUGUUGCUUACAUCAGCGGGAACUCGUCUGCCCCGUCAGCGCCGUGCUGCUCUCGGCUGUCGGGUGUCGUCCAGACACAACCGCAGUGCCUCUGCGGCCUCCUCAAGGGCGGGGCAUCCAAUUUCGGCGUCUUAGUGAAUCGGACAAUGGCCCUUGCCCUCCCGAACGCGUGCCACGUGGAGACACCCCCAGUCAGCGAGUGUGAUGCGGUGAAUGGGCCUGCGACGUCUGCACCUGGGCCGUCCGGUUCGCCUAUCGAUGGGCUGCCAGAAGAUCCAAACCCAUCAUCUGAUACCGAUCCAAACUCGUCGUCUGACACAGACACAUAUUCGACUCCACCUGAUGCAGGGAGAGAGUCUAGAACAGUUGCUGGCACAGAUGGGUCCAUUGUUGGAGGUAGCAACACUAUUAAUGGAGGGAUUUUUAGUUUGAUGGGUUGUUUAUUUUUCUUGUUCUUUUAUGGUGAUAUGUAGUGAAUUUAUUUAUUUUUUACUUAUUUUUUCUUUUCUCCAUCGUCAAUGUAAGAAAGUCCACAAUCUUGAUUAAUGUAUUGUCGUAUGACAAUAUGUAGUUGAACAAUUCAUUUUUUUAUUUUUUAUUUUUU
Molecule: messenger RNA, 783 nt
Organism: Striga asiatica
Lineage: Eukaryota; Viridiplantae; Streptophyta; Magnoliopsida; Lamiales; Orobanchaceae
Source: the annotation of a GenBank genome assembly